AUGGCGUCCACCACCUCCGCCGCCGCCACCGUCAUGCUCGGCGGCAAGGGCGCCACCCUGUCGCCGGCCGCCGUCUACGCGCUGUCCCUCGGCCUCGCCGCCCCGGGCAUCGACCCUUCCGCGCAAAAGUCGCUCUCGACCCGCGCGGCCUCGCCGCAGGAGACCCCCGCGCCGCUCGCCGCCGCCAUCGCGUCGCUGGCGCCCACCGAGUCCCGCGCCGCCGCGGCGGUGCUGCUGAACAAGCUGGUCCUCACGUCGUCCGACUCCGCCUCCGCGCUUGUCACCGCCGCCACGGCCGCCCGCCUCGCGGGCUCGCUCGACCUCGCCGCCGCGCUGCCGCUGGGCUCCCGCGACGAGGCCGCGGUGGCCGCGGCGUCCGCGCCCGCCGCCGUCGCGCUCGCGGCGCUGAUCGACUGCUGCGCCGCGCCGCUGGCCCGCGUCGCCGACGCCGUCGCCGCGCUGUCGUGCGAGGCCGCGCGCGGGGACGCCGCCGCGGCCUUCGACGUGCCGGCCUCCGGCGACGGGCUCUCCGCCAAGGAUGAGGCCGACGUCGCCACCGACAUCAAGGUCCUCGUCUUCGGCUCCAAGCUUGUCGGCACUGCCGCCGGGGGCGCCCCCACCGCCGCCACGUUCGCCAAGGUGCCCGCCCUGAACGGGAUCUUCCGCCAGGCGGUGCGGGCGCUGCACGCCAUAGUGCGCAUCGAGCUCAACGCGCCCGUGAAAUUGGGGAAGAGGGAUGCUGGUGAAACCGGUGAGGGAAAGGAGGAGGCAUUGGUGGUGCUGGCCACGCAGCUCGCUAGAGCUGUGCAGGCACUGUGCAAGCUGAGCGUCGCCCGGGCAAGGCUUUGUGCGGAGAGCAUUGCUGAUGCUGAGCUUCGGGAGAAGCUUACUGGUGCUGUUAGCGUCGAUGAUUUGAAGGGGAUGCUUGACAAGGUUUUGAUUGAUUCAGAUGCCGUGUCUGUCUUGAAGGGGGUGUACAACCACUUGCUCAAGUUCAGGGACUUUCUUGCCUGGGAAGCAGCUGUGGUCAUGGCAGUAAUUGAAGCAGACAGUUCAAUUGAGAAACCACAAGCUGCUGCUGAGAAUGAAGCAGCCAGUUCAACUGAGAAGCCACAGGCUGGUGGGGACAAAGCAAAGGGCGACAAGAAGAGCAAGAAGAAGAAAACUUUGGGGAAGGGUACUUCUGCUGUUCUGAUGCUGCUUAGGGACCAUGUGACAAAUGGAAGUACUGUUGCUUCCGUGAAUUCUGCAUUGGUUGCAGAGUGGGCAACCUCUCUCUCAUUGCUAUUUGAUCCCAGAUGUCCCGGAUUGGAGUCCCUUGUGGAGAAGGUGAAGGAGAUUGUUGAGAGCAAUGAAGUCAGGAGAUUGCCUAAAAUUCCUAAGGGUACACGUGACUUCGGGAAAGAGCAAAUGGCGAUAAGGGGGCGAGCAUUUUCAAUUAUAACUAGUGUAUUCAAGAUGCACGGUGCCACUGCACUUGAUACACCUGUAUUUGAGCUGAGAGAAACCCUUAUGGGCAAAUAUGGUGAAGACUCAAAGUUGAUAUAUGACCUGGCUGAUCAGGGUGGUGAGCUUUGCUCUUUGCGGUAUGAUCUGACUGUUCCAUUUGCCCGGUAUGUUGCCAUGAAUAGCAUAAGUGCACUGAAGAGAUACCAGAUAGCGAAAGUAUAUAGGAGAGAUAAUCCAUCUAAGGGAAGGUACCGAGAAUUCUACCAAUGUGACUUCGACAUUGCUGGUGUAUAUGAACCUAUGGAACCGGAUUUUGAGGUCAUCAAAGUUUUGACUGAAUUGUUGAAUCAGCUGGAUAUAGGCACAUAUGAGAUAAAAUUAAAUCACAGAAAGUUGCUUGAUGGAAUGUUGGAGAUUUGCGGUGUGCCUCCUCAAAAGUUCAGAACAGUUUGCUCGAGUAUUGACAAGCUGGACAAGCAAACAUUCGAACAGGUGAAGAAGGAACUGGUGGAUGAGAAAGGUAUAUCAAAUGAAACUGCAGACGAAAUUGGCAAUUUAGUGAAGACUAGAGGACCCCCGUUGGAAGUUUUGACGAAGUUGAGAAAGGAGGGCAGCAAGUUUAUGAAUAAUGAAGGGUCUGUUGCUGCACUGAAUGAGCUAGAGAUAUUAUUCAAGGCUCUGGAUAAAGCAAAUGCAAUAGACAAGAUAGUUUUUGAUUUAAGUUUGGCCAGGGGCCUUGAUUACUACACUGGUGUCAUAUAUGAAGCCGUUUUCAAGGGUGCGGCUCAGGUUGGCUCCAUCGCGGCUGGUGGUCGGUAUGACAACCUCGUGGGUAUGUUUAGCGGAAAGCAAAUCCCUGCUGUUGGUGUGAGCCUUGGAAUUGAAAGAGUCUUUGCAAUCAUGGAGCAACAGGAGAAAGAAAGAAAUGAGAAGAUCCGGCCUACGGAGACAGAGGUGCUGGUGUCGAUUCUAGGAAAGGACCUUACACUAGCUGCCGAGCUGGUCAGCGAGUUGUGGAGUGCUGGGAUAAAGGCAGAGUUCAAGCUCACUACCAGGGUGGCGAACCACAUCAAGUAUGCCUUGCAAUCAGGCAUUCCGUGGAUGGUGCUGGUUGGCGAGUCCGAGUUGCAGAAAGGAACUGUGAAGUUGAAGGAUGUUGAAGCCAACCAGGAAUACGAGGUUGAUAGGAAGGAUUUUGUUGAAGAGCUGAAGAAUAGAUUGAGUAGAUCCUAA
Messenger RNA from Miscanthus lutarioriparius, 2682 nucleotides. The record is from the annotation of a GenBank genome assembly. NCBI's taxonomy places the organism in Eukaryota, Viridiplantae, Streptophyta, Magnoliopsida, Poales, Poaceae.